GCGAAACAGUGCACGACACACCGGUGAUUCAACGAUAUUUACUUCCGGGUCAUGUGUAAUGUGCAUUACUCACCAGGAAUAACGUAUUGUCGGUAAAGUGGAGGUCUACUUUCAUUGUUCUAGUUACCACACGGUGACGGCAAUAAUAACCAUGUCAGUAUAAACCGCGAAAGAAAAACUGUCACACUCUCGGAUUGAAACAACAAUGGCCGGCAGUAAAACAGAUUAUAAUCGUUUCGACGACUCUGUCCAGGAAGAGGCCCCACCCUCCCCCGGAUUACUUCGCACGGAAAGCGAUGGAGCACAAAGUGUGAAUACUGAUCACGAUGUCAAACGCGUUAGAAUUGACUCUACAACCGAGGCUGAUACGGAAUACACUGACUCGGCCAAUGAGAAACUUUUACCACAAAAAGGAGCGAAGAAAGGCAACCAGAGCGUCGCAAAAAAACAACGUCGAGAUCCGAGACAGUUACGACGACCGCCACCACAAGAACACGAUGGACCCCCCGCAUUGCAGGAGGUCUACAGUGCGUUCGGAAAGUCGGUGACGAGCAGAAACUACGCUGUGGUAACGGUGAGCCCACCAUCAAGUCCAACUGUCAAGACUCUGCCUUACCCUCGCCCCACCAUACCAUUGGAAGACCCACCGCCUGAUUACCUGUGUUGUUCCAUAUUCUCGUGUUUCUUCUUCUGUUGGAUUAUAGGCUUGUUCGCAAUACAUCAGUCCUGGCUUUCUCGACAAGCAGCCAAGGCGGGUGAUAGGAUGGUGGCUGAAGAGAGUGGUCGAUACGCCUUGCAACUUACAUGGGCUGGUAUAUUUCUUGGCGUCAUUUUAGCAAUACUCUUCGUGGUCGUGUUUGUGACGCCCCAUUUUGCUAAAACUUGAGCUUGUACGUUUCCCACUCGGCUGAACGUUUUUUUUCUCGCAGCAAUCCUAUGCAAACUUUUGAAUAUGACACUUGUUGUUUUUAUUGUUAAGUUAUUUAUUUAUGCAUUGGUUUGAUAAGUUAUUUUAUUUAUCAAUGUCCC
Messenger RNA from Saccoglossus kowalevskii, 1029 nucleotides. RefSeq lists its product as uncharacterized. Lineage: Eukaryota; Metazoa; Hemichordata; Enteropneusta; Harrimaniidae. Gene Ontology annotation, cellular component: membrane. The record is from RefSeq and is a predicted model, not a curated record.